AACAUAACCUAAGAAAAUAUAAUCAUAGACCAAAUAACCCUACUUUUCGGUCCUGUUUUCAAGAAUUUUAAUUAGUCGUUUAUUUUAAUUAAAAUGCCCCAGGGUAGAAGGAAAACUCCUUUUAGUGGAAGAAAAAAAAGGGAACAAUUAAAAGCUAAAAAGCUAGCGAAACUAGAAAAAGACGGUAAGUUGAGUUGUGUGGGUUUACAAGUUGUAUGUUUAAGCUGCCUAAUAUUAUACUUUUGCUUUUAUAUUUCUUCCAAAGAUGAUACAGACGAAGAAGAAUAUAAUCACGCUACCCAGAAGAUAAAUUACCAAGCUGGAGGAGCUACAAGAAGUGACACUAAUCGAUAUGCUCUAGAAUUUUUCAAAGAGGCCAAUGAAGAAAUUAAGCUUCGAAAAGAAGAAGCAAGAAGAUCUCUAGAGAAAGUUCCUGAAGAACAACUUGAAAUCGAUAUCGAUAACUAUUUCCCCAAAGGAUUAGAUUUUCCAAAGCGGCCUCCAUGGUCAUAUGAAUUAGCAAAAGAGGUGUUAGAUACUAGAGAAAACAGAUAUUUUACUGAAUAUGUUAACACAUUGCAAAAUAAAUUUGGCCCAAAAGAGCUAAGUUACUUUGAAUUAAACUUGGAAACUUGGAGACAACUUUGGAGAGUUUUAGAAAUGUCCGAUAUUGUUUUGGUUAUAGUAGACAUCAGAUUUGCUGCACUAAUGUUUCCACCUUCACUUUAUGAUUACGUAUCAAAUACUCUACAUAAAGACAUCAUAGUUGUACUAAAUAAGAUAGAUUUGGCACCUGCACCACUUGUGGCAGCUUGGAAAUACUAUUUUACAGAAAAAUUUCCCCAUUUACACAUUAUUAUGUUUACCUCUAUGCCAGGAUAUAAUUUAAUUGGCACAUCUUCGGAUAAAGGGGGUUUGCAAGUUCGUAGACGUAGAGGGAAAAUACGAAUGGCAGCAGAAGGCACGCAAAUGUUAUUUGAAACAUGUAAAAAAAUUGUUGGCGAAGAUGUGGACUUGACUUCAUGGCAACAAAAAAUUAAAGAAGAAAUGAAUCAGGAAAAUAAUGAAGAAGAGGAUAAAAUAGAAGUUGGAGAAACCAUUGAGUUAAAAAAAGUCGACACAAGCUAUUUUGAACAUGAAAAAUACAAAAAUAGUAUUUUAACGAUUGGCUGUAUAGGACAACCUAACGUAGGAAAGUCAUCAUUAAUGAAUGCCAUAAUGGGAAAGAAAGUUGUAAGCGUUUCAAAGACUCCUGGUCACACAAAACAUUUUCAGACAAUAUUUUUAACGCCCAAUGUUCGUUUGUGUGAUUGUCCUGGUCUAGUUUUCCCUUCAAAGGUGCCAAAGCCUUUGCAAGUGUUAAUGGGAAGUUUCCCUAUAGCCCAACUAAGAGAACCAUAUACAUCUGUAAAAUUUUUGGCGGAACGUUUAGACCUUCCAAAAUUGUUAAGGAUAGACCAUCCUGAGAAUGACGACACCUGGUCAGCAAUGGAUGUGUGUGAUGGAUGGGCAAAGAAAAGAGGCUUUUUUACUGCCAAGGCGGCAAGAUUGGAUACUUACAGGGCCGCUAAUAAUUUAUUAAGAAUGGCAUUGGAUGGCAAAAUAUGUUUAUGUCUAAGGCCCAAAAAUUACUCAAAAAGGAAGGAUUAUUGGGCAUCACAUCCUGAUGUCCAAACUAUCAAAUGGAUUCAAAGCAGGACUCAAGAGAGUGAGACUCCAGAAAUAUCAGAAGUAGUGAGUCAAUCAGAUGAUUCUGACGAUGACGCUAAGUCCACCAAAGGAGAAACAUUCAAAGAGUUCAAAAAUUAUAAUAAAAAAUCAGAAGAUAAUACCGAUAGUGAUGAUGAAGGUGAAGAAACUGGUGAUGAUUCUGAUGAUGUUACAAUGAAAUCCAACAAGUUUUCAGUAUUACAAGAUCUUUAAUCAGUAAGUUUGUUAAUGUCAUGUCUAUAAUUAAAUGUAUAAGAGGAUGUAAUUUGUUUCAUGCAGUUGAAUUAAUGUGUUAUUUUUGCCAAACGUUACAGUUUAUUAAAAUUAACAUUACAAUUA
Agrilus planipennis (emerald ash borer) is the source of this 2049-nucleotide messenger RNA. RefSeq names its product guanine nucleotide-binding protein-like 1. The record is from RefSeq and is a predicted model, not a curated record. NCBI's taxonomy places the organism in Eukaryota, Metazoa, Arthropoda, Insecta, Coleoptera, Buprestidae. Bases 94 to 1923 code for a protein of 609 amino acids. The transcript has 6 exons. Gene Ontology annotation, molecular function: GTP binding; GTPase activity.